CGGGCCACGCUUGGGGCUCGUUGGCCCCGCCCCCGAGGCUCUCCUGCGCAGUCAUUGGUCAGAGGGGGGGUGUUCCUGGCUUGCCGGGGGCGGAGCCUAGCUGGAAGCCGUCCAGGCUGGGCAUCUUUGUGCGAAAGCAGAGCUCAAAGACCCGAUGAUGUGGCGAUGGUUGCUUGUGUUGCUUCUCUUACGGCCGAGGCACUGGGCCCUGGGGAAGCCAUCCUCUGAAGCAGGACCCCAUGGCCAGGGUAGGGUCCACCAGGGAACCCCCCUGAGCGAGGCCUCCCACGAUGACGCCCACGGGAAUUUCCAGUACGACCACGAGGCGUUCCUGGGACGAGACGUGGCCAAGGAAUUUGACCAACUCAGCCCAGAGGAAAGCCAGGCCCGACUUGGGCGGAUCGUGGACCGCAUGGACCGCGCUGGGGACAGCGACGGCUGGGUGUCCUUGGCUGAGCUCCGCGCGUGGAUCGCGCACACGCAGCAGCGGCACAUCCGAGACUCGGUGAGCGCGGCCUGGCACACCUACGACACGGACCGCGACGGGCGCGUGGGUUGGGAGGAAUUACGGAAUGCCACGUAUGGCCACUAUGAGCCCGGGGAGGAGUUUCACGAUGUGGAGGAUGCUGAGACCUACAAGAAGAUGCUGGCCCGGGAUGAGCGGAGGUUCCGGGUGGCCGACCAGGACGGGGACUCCAUGGCUACUCGGGAAGAGCUGACAGCCUUUCUGCACCCCGAAGAAUUCCCUCACAUGCGGGACAUCGUGGUCGCGGAAACCCUGGAGGACCUUGACAAGAACAAAGACGGCUACGUCCAGAUGGAAGAGUACAUUGCUGACCUGUACUCCGCGGAGCCUGGGGAGGAGGAGCCUGCCUGGGUGCAGACAGAGCGGCAGCAGUUCCAGGACUUCCGGGAUCUGAACAAGGAUGGGCGUCUGGAUGGCAGUGAGGUCGGUUACUGGGUGCUGCCUCCGUCCCAGGACCAGCCCCUGGUGGAGGCCAACCACCUGCUGCACGAGAGCGACACAGACAAGGAUGGCCGUCUGAGCAAAGCUGAGAUCCUCAGCAACUGGAACAUGUUUGUGGGCAGCCAGGCCACCAACUACGGGGAGGACCUGACAAGGCACCAUGAUGAGCUCUGAGGCCUGGGCCUGCUCCGACUUCUGACCCCAUGACCUCAUGGGGCAACCGAGGGGCCGAGGCAGCCUGCCCCUCCGUCCAGGGCGUGGGCUCAGCUUUGGUGCCUCCAGUUCUUGGGUCCUCAGGGACCCACUCAGUCACCCUCAGUCUCUGAGACCCCUGCCACCGACCCUGGGGUCCCCAACCUGCCCAGGACACUCAGGCACUCCAGGGAUAAGUGACACCCACUAAUACCAUCCCCCAGCAGAGACCCUGGGCCCACACCCUGACCCAGCCCCAAUCUGAGCCUCAACCACACACAAGGUAACCUGUACUGCCCACUGCCCAGGAACAAUAAAAGCCACUGCUGGGGGCCUCUGGUACAUGUCUGUUUCCCUGGGAGUGGGGUGAAGGAUGCUGUGCCCAAGCAGGAACAUGCUGGGAGCUGGCGCUGAGGCCUGCAGGAAGGUAGGGGUUCUCAACCUGUGGGUCCCGACCCCUGGGGUUGCAGGCCCUUUCACAAAGGUCAUAUAUCAGAUAUCCUACAUAUCCGAUGUUUACAUUAUGAUUCACAACUGUAGUCAUGAAGUAGCAACAAAAUAAUUUUGUGGUUUUGGGGGAAACUGUAUUAAAGAGUCACAGCAUAGAA
Meriones unguiculatus (Mongolian gerbil) is the source of this 1767-nucleotide messenger RNA. It is a transcript of the gene Rcn3, whose product is annotated as reticulocalbin 3. Gene Ontology annotation, cellular component: endoplasmic reticulum. The record is from RefSeq and is a predicted model, not a curated record. The coding region runs from base 155 to 1141 and encodes 328 amino acids. Lineage: Eukaryota; Metazoa; Chordata; Mammalia; Rodentia; Muridae. The transcript is spliced from 7 exons. Gene Ontology annotation, molecular function: calcium ion binding.